AUGGGAGUCGCACUUGUCUUGGCUGCUAUUUUGCAGUAUCGGCUGGGUGAGGCUUCAAGUCCCCGCGAAUGCCACAACAUUAUCAACAACUGUUAUGGAUACGACCGAUCCGACGUCUGGUUCGCCCUAGCAUACAAGGAGUGCCUCACGGUUUGCCCUCAUGUUGGUCAUGGUGGAGAAUGUCGCGACGAAUGUCAGUGGACGACCGAAGGUUGGUGGAGGGUGAACCGGAUGGACCAGGUCAAGGUUUGCCUGGAAAGGCAGGAAACCUUGUAUGCCUUUUUUCAUUGGAACCGUGACAGAACUCCUGACAGUACCGCCAUCACGUUCCUCAGUGGAAGGUAUCGGUUCUGCCUACAGAAAGGUGAAACAAAGGUUCACGAAUUGAAGCGAGACGGCAGGACCCUUUAUUUCGAUAAGCUCGAGGAGCAUGAGGCUGACGAAUGCUGGAGGUUGAGUAGAGAAGCCAAGAUGAGGACCUUCACAAUGGUGGACGAUGGCUCAUACGGCAGUGCCACAAUAAGUGGCUCCUGUGCAGGAAAUGCCAGAUCUAUCAACCAGAGCGAGGUAGUGAGAUUCACUGCACCAGAGCUUUUGACGGAAACUAACUCCACCGUCCCGGGCGAGGCCACGCGUGUGCUGGAUGAGGGCAAGGAAAGCGUCGUGGUUUUGAGAGAGGAUCCCGCGACACAUGCCUACACAGUAGUACAGAGAAGCUAUCCUGAGACUGUUCUAUUAAAGGUCACCGUUCUGAUCUACUACUGGGACGAGCGGGACGGGCCGAACUUCAACGGCUGGUGGAUCGGCCCCAAGGUUGGUGGUGAUCAGGUGUGGUCGCAGAAUGAAAACAGAUCGGCGCCGUCGCCUCCGACGCUAGGGUGGAAGGUGCCUUGGGAUGGCCCUGUGGAUGCCACACUGAAGGUUGCCCACGCCGGCGCUGCGGCGCCAGUGGGGGGCAAAGGCUUCCCAGCCCCCGGCAAGGGGGCCCCGGCUUUACCAGCCCCUGGCCCUGUGAACGCCCCUCCCAAAGCCAUUUCGGCGCCGCCGCCUGUGAGUGCUCCGGGCGCCAUGGGCGCUAUGGCGGGUUUCAAAGGCGGCAAGGGGCCUGGCAAAGGCACCAAGGGCAAGGGUUUACCGGCUGGCAAAGGCCCUGCCAUGGACCCGGAGGAAAUGAAAAGGAGACAGAUAGAGCGAGAGCAAGAGCAGAAAAAACGGCAGGAGGAGAUGAAGCGAAAAAGAGAAGAUGAUGAGGUGAGAAGAAAGGAGCAUAACGCUGUGCUGGCCGUCCGCAAAGCGAUCCAAAAGGUGCGCACAGCCGUUCCCGACACCUACGAUGCGCUGCGCCUGCAGCUCGAAGAAGCCCUGGCGGCCCAAUUGGAGUCCCUGGGGAGCCAAGCCCCAAAGGUCGGGCAAGAGGCUGAGCUAGCGCUGCAUCAGAUGCAACAGCGCCUUGAUGAGAUGCACGAUAGGAGACUGCAGGAGGACAACUACCGGGAGCUUGAGGACCAGCGCCGCAAAGAUGAAGUGCAGCAGGCCAUGCUCCUGGAGGCGGAAGCCAAGGAAGCAGCAGAGGAGCAGCAGGGAAAGCUCCAGGAGGCGGAGGAGGUGGCAAAGCAGUUAGAGAACGGGAACCAGGAUCCAGCGAAGAUGCUGGUUGCCAUCGAGGCUGCGGUGAAGUCCAUUGCAGCUGCUCGAGAUGAGGCGCAAAAUGUGCGUCAAGCCAUCCUCGACAAGCAGCGAGGCUUGAGUGAAAACGAAGCAACGCGAAAAGUCAAACGAGAGGUCAUUGACACGGCGGCCCGGCUUGGGCGGAGUGUGGGCGCAUUCGAGAGACUGCUCGCCUCUGUCAGCAACCGCCGGCACAAGGAAGAAGGAAAAGCGCUGGCAUUAAGGAAGCUAAACGAAAAGAAAUCCGAAUUCGUCAAGUUCGACCUUGACGGCGACCAGCAACUCAACCGAUCUGAAGUCGAGGCGUAUGCCAAGGCGACGUUGGCCUACGAGCUGCCGGCUGAUGUUUUGGACGCCAUAGUGAAGAAGCUGGACCCCGUCACCUUGACGAAGUUCCGGCCGCUGCAUCAGAAGUUGUAUAUCGCCAAAUCGGAGAUCCUUGCGCGAAAGGCGCGCUCCGAGGAGGAAAAGCGGCAAGCAGCGCUCGCAGAGAUGCGCGCGGCGGCCACCAGCGUCCUCGAGAAGGCGGAGGAUGUGCAAAAGAUUGCGGAAUCUGCUGCCAUCGACGCCGAGGAGAAGAUGCGGUUCCUUUUUGCGGAAAGGCCUGAAGCAUCCGAGAAGAUCGAGGGGGCUCUGGCGGAGGUCGAUGCCUUGGUUCAGAAGAUCGACGAGGCGUUGGCAGAUAGCCAGAGCCACCUCGAUGACGCUCAGCGCCAGUCUGACGCUAGCGAGGAUCUCAAGGCCAUGGGCUUCGAGAAGACGGUGCAGCGCCUCAGGGCCCGAGAGGCCCGGGUCCUGGCCCGAAGAGACCGCUUGCAGGGCAACGCGCAAUCCUUCCGGGACAAGGCCGUUGAGGAAAUGGGGCGAGGCGAAGCGGACGAAGAGCAAGGCAAAGAAUCACAACCUUCGUAG
This is a messenger RNA of Symbiodinium sp. CCMP2456, 2580 nucleotides long. The record is from the annotation of a GenBank genome assembly. NCBI's taxonomy places the organism in Eukaryota, Dinophyceae, Suessiales, Symbiodiniaceae.